AUGACAGCAAGAAAAAGAAAAAACAAGGAGGAAGUUGAGGUUGAGGAGAGCAAGAAAGAGAAAGAGAGUGAGAUGGAAGAGGAGAAGAGCAAGAAAAGGAAAGAAGAGAAAGAGAAUGACAAUGAGCAUAAGCUUGAGAGGGAACUUGAGAAGGAGCAUGAGCUUGAGAAGGAACUUAAGAAGGAGCCUGAGAAAGAGCUUGGGCUACAGAAGGAGCAUGAGAAGGAGCUUGGGCUAGAGAAGGAGCCUGAAAAGGAACAUGAUCUAGAGAAGGAGCCUGAGAAGGAGUCUGAGAAGGAGCUAGAGCUAGAGGUUGGGAAUGAGCUAGAGAAGGAACCUGAUGUACAGAAGGAGCCUGAUCUGCUUGAGAAGGAGCUUGAUCAUGAGCAACCAUCAAUUGAUCAUGAAUCAACUAACCAACCAUCAACUAAACAACCAAGUCAUGUCAUGAACAUUGAGUCCACAAGUGAUAAGUCAGAACUAGAUCAAUCAUUCAUUGAUGUGAUUGUUAAAAAUUUGGUGUAUACUAGGGAAGGUGAUGUUGAAGGUGAUGUUCAUAAGGGGGAAGGUAUCCCUGAUGUUGAGAAAGAGAACAAGGAUGUUCAAAAGGGGGAUGGUUAUGUUCAAAAGGGGGAAGGUGAUGUUGAAGGUGAUGUUCAAAUGGGGCAAGCUAUCCCUGAUGUUGAGAAAGAGAACAAGGAUGUUCCAAAGGGGGACGGUGAUGUUCCAAAGGGGGAAGGUGAUGUUCCAAAGGGGGAAUUUUAUGUUGAAGGUGAUGUUACAAAGGAGAAAAAGAACAAGGAUGUUCCAACAGCAGAAUAG
Chenopodium quinoa (quinoa) is the source of this 822-nucleotide messenger RNA. RefSeq lists its product as uncharacterized. NCBI's taxonomy places the organism in Eukaryota, Viridiplantae, Streptophyta, Magnoliopsida, Caryophyllales, Amaranthaceae. The record is from RefSeq and is a predicted model, not a curated record. The transcript has 4 exons. Bases 1 to 822 code for a protein of 273 amino acids.